This is a messenger RNA of Anolis carolinensis (green anole), 4283 nucleotides long. It is a transcript of the gene arl15, whose product is annotated as ADP ribosylation factor like GTPase 15. Bases 475 to 1110 code for a protein of 211 amino acids. Gene Ontology annotation, molecular function: GTPase activity; GTP binding. The transcript is spliced from 6 exons. NCBI's taxonomy places the organism in Eukaryota, Metazoa, Chordata, Lepidosauria, Squamata, Anolidae. The record is from RefSeq and is a predicted model, not a curated record.
CGUGGUCAGCUGACAGUGACGCGCCCGGGGAAACUCUCCCUGUUCCUGAAACAGCGGGGCGGUUUGUUAUUAUUGUUUCCCCUGCUUUUUGUUGCCCGGCUGCUUUGGGUGGGCUGGCGCCGCCUUCCGCCUCCUGGACCUGCAGCGGUGAAAGGAUCCGAGCGGGUGGCUGGAGCUUUGGGGCAAAAGCAAGGCGGGCUUGGUUGGCUGCCCAUCGAGGGCGCCUGGGAUCUCCCCAGCCGAGCAACUCCAUCCUCGGGAGAACAACGGCGGGGGCGGCGCCCUGCCUGCCUGCCUGCCUGCCAUCCAUCCUGCCUCCCUCUCGCCCUUCCUUCCCUCCGGCGGGACUGCCCUCCAAGCUCUCCGGAUCAUCCUCCAGGCUCGAUCGCCUCCAUCUCCUCGCUUUUGCUCGAGACGGAUCGGCGCCUUUCUUGUGACCGAUUAGCGCCUAAUCCCAGUCGCUAGCCCCAGUUCAUGGAUUAUCUGAAAAUGUCUGAAUGUAUCCAGCUUUCAUUUGCUGUUUGUAGAAUUGGCAUUUACACGUGUUUUCGAGCACUUUGCUGCAAAGGACCUCCGCCGCCACGGCCAGAGUAUGACUUGGUUUGCAUAGGUCUCACUGGCUCUGGCAAGACUAGUUUACUAUCACAACUCUGCAGUGAAAACAGAGAGAAUAUAGUGUCAACAACAGGUUUUAGCAUAAAAGCAGUGCCAUUCCAGAAUGCCAUCUUGAAUGUAAAAGAGCUUGGAGGGGCUGACAAUAUCAGGAAGUACUGGAGCCGUUACUACCAAGGGUCUCAAGGUGUCAUCUUUGUAUUAGACAGUGCCUCUUCAGAAGAUGAUUUAGAAAUUGCUAGAAACGAACUGCACUCUGCUCUUCAGCAUCCACAGUUAUGCACUUUGCCAUUUUUAAUAUUGGCCAAUCACCAAGACAAGCCAGCAGCCCGUUCAGUACAAGAGAUAAAAAAAUAUUUGGAACUUGAACCACUUGCACGAGGAAAGCGCUGGAUACUUAAGCCUUGUUCAUUGGACAACAUGGAAGCCGUAAAAGACAGCUUCGGCCUACUGAUAAAUUUACUAGAAGACAGUGAGCUCGAACCUUCAAGAAUCUGAAAAAAAACUAGAAUGGUUCUCAGAUAGCAUUGUACCUGUUUGUUUGGCUCACUGCUGGAAAAUGAUUUGAUAUAAGGAAGAUUAUGUUAGAGCUUGCAAUAAAUAUAUUUUUGCAUUUGGUUUGGAAAGGCUGUUUAUACAUUCUGUGAAUCAGGUAUGUGAUUCUUUUCAGUAAAGUUGUCUAUGCUACUAAAAGAGGAGUUCAACUUGUCCAGAAAGAGAUGUGCUCGUUGUAUGCCAUUUCCCUUCAUUGUUAUCAGAAGAACUGUAAUAUGGAAUUUGGUUGCAUGUAUAAAACAUAAAACCAGCUAUAAAUGGACACCAAAAGCUAUGGUGAAAUUAUAUUCACUGAGAACCAGUUUAAGUCUUGAAACCAAGGAAUGAAUUCCUAAUUCAAAGACUAAUUCAGAAGCCUUAUUAAGUGCAGACACCUUUAACACUUAAUUUGAUGAGGUGGAGGCUAAACUUCAGUAAAAUUAUGGAGUGAAAACAAGACACAGGUUUAAGAAAUCACUGGAUGUAUUCUACAUAACUAGUAUUAUGCUAGAACUCCUAGGCCACAGACUUCUUUUUUUAAAAAAAUUCAUCGUUGUUGAAUUGAAUUGAAAUAGUGUAUCUGUGUUUCUUAACUACCCCUAUUUUCAGGGGCUCAGAUUUGUUUCGAACAUUUAGUAGUUUUUAUUAGGAUUUUUUUUGUUAUGGUUGUUGUAUGUGCCAGCACUCCGUUUAGUUCAAAGAAAUAUAUCCCUUUCCCAGCAUUACUCCAUGUUGAAGUUCACAGGUUGCUUCAGAUUCAAAAAAGUUUGGUUGUUGGAACACUGGCCACAAUAUAGCAAUGGAUCAUUAUCCAUAAAUUGAACAUGUACCUUGGAUGUUAUAUUUAUCUACCAAAUAGAGGGUGAAAGUAUCCUAUGGUAGAAAAUUAUGCCAUCGGUGAUGCCAAUUGCCUUUGAGUUUGUUUUUGGGUAGGGGUUGGUAGGUCUGGGUUUGUUUUUAUUUUCAAAGAUAAAUGCUGAUUAUCUUUCACUUGUAAAUAUAUGAUGUUUUUUUAAACAAAAUAAUAAUAAUUUUAUAAUUUACUAUGGGAUUACUUUGAAUACUGGGAUGUAAAGAUUAUCAAAUAAUUCUCAGCAUAUAAUGCACCUUGAUUUGUGAACCUCUCAUUUAAAUGGGAAAAUCUCCCAUCUUACAUUUAAAUUCCUUGUGAAUAAUGCCACUUGAUAGACUUGUAGCAGUGAAGCUAAAAAUUUUUAAGCAUGGCUGUAGAGGGAAGGAGCUAGAAAUGACCCAAAGGACCAAAAUGUCCCCAAGUAAUGGUUGGUUUUGCCAUCACUUUUAACCUAUAUCCAUCCUGAAAUGCCCCUUCUAUAGACUGGAGUUUUGAAUUUUAAAAAUAGUUAUGUUCCCAAGGCAUUUUUGUUAAUCUCCGGUGACCUAAUUUCAUCUAAAGAAACUAAGGUCAACUUAGGUGGGCUAUGAUUAUUUUUUGCUGACACGAAUGGUUUCCAGAUUAUUUUUGGCACAGAAAGAUUAAAGGAUGCUAGGUGCAGUAGAAAAUAUCAAAUAGCUUUAAACUGGUUUGCCAUCUUUAAUGGAGAACUAGGCAUAUAAGAAAAUAACAGAUAGCUUUUAACUGGUGUGUCAUCUCUAAUGGAGGACUGGGUAUAUAGGAAAAUAAAAAGGGCCCAUUGUCAUGACUUCAGAAGGAUGUCUUCCCCAAUAUAUGUGAUUUAAAAGGUGUUACCCAAUAUUUCUGUGUGAAAUGUGCGGAAAUGGAACCUAACUAGAACGGGUUGUGAUUUUAUAUAGUCUUACUUUGGAGUAAACACAAUUCAGCUUGGUGGAGCUUCCUUAUUAUUCAACUAACAUGUAGAAUUGUGUUGAAACUUGCGCAGGAAUCGGACAUUUAUAGUAAUAAUACCUCAGAUCUGCUAAAGUACUCACAAGCCUUCUCAUUUUUAUUGUUCUUUUGGUAGGUCUGUGCUAUAACUGGAUUUCAACAUAUCAGUAAAGUUUUUGUAUCUUUGAAAACUUCUUUUUUUAAAAAAAAAAAAGUUAAUGCCACAUGUUCUGUUUAGAGUGUUCUUGAUUGUGCAUUUAUUCUGUGAGCAGCAAUACAGUUCUUAUCCCACUCUGUAAGUUGUUUUUCUUUGCAUCUCGCCUUGCCCUUUCAUUAUACUGAAGAAAUAAAUCCCAUUGAUGAAAAUUACUAUCGAUGGGAAUUAAUUACAUAGUGAAUUUUGCAAUUAAAAAAUCACUAAGAAGCUUGUUGGGACAUAAAAUUCUAACAAGACAUCUGUUAAAUUACUUUCCGGGUGUGUUUGUGUGUGAAUAUGUGCCCACAUUGGGCUUUUUCUCAGACCCGUGACUGUCUGCAGUACUUUGGCAGGAAGAAUAAAAACAUUAUCAAUCAGUAUCCAACAGCAGCUGUUUUGACAGAUUUCUGUCAGACAUCUAAUGCUUUACAACUGUCAGUGGCUCCUUUUGUCUACCGGCUCUCAGAUAUUCAUUGUGUUGCUUCCAUCCUGUGCCAAUAUCUUUUUUGAACAUUAAAGAAGUGUUCAGUACUUUUCUCUUUCUUCCCACUCUUCUCAGUUAUUACUCACCACAUAGUGCAGCUCGCAUGUUCAAAUAUUGUAAACAGAAAUAUGUAUUGUCUUAUUAAGCUUCUUGCUUUUCAUUAUUUAUAGAAGUUAACCGAUUUUGUACUUUUCUCACUAGCACAGUUGCCACCCUCCCCAGUUUUUGCAAUGGCAAUUAAUAUUGCUAAGGUUUGUAUUAAUGAUAAUCAAUAGCUAACCCACCAUACUUCUCUGACUUUCUACUAAAAGUACAUUGAGACUGAUUUGACAAAUUCUUGCAGGCAACUCCUCUGAGAACUGUUUGUAUAGUUGACGUUGACCCAAGUAGAAAUAAAUGCUAAAUAGAACACUUUAGUAUGAAUGUUUUCAUCAGUAUGUAUUCACAUUUAGGGUUUUCUUAAUUUAUUCAUUUCUUCAUCAUUACUCAUUGAUUACAAUCUCCUCUAUUCGCCCCAUUGAAAUGCCUAAAUUAUUUGUGAAAAUUUUAACCACGCAUUUCAGUACAAUCUUCAUGGCCUUUAUUGAAGUUAUCCUCAAUAAAGGUAAUGUAACAAUAAAGUCUGGUGUAAACAUUUUUCCCAGCAAAGAAAA